GUCUCGCAUCUUCGACGAACGCUUCUGGCAUGUGAGACAUUCGUAGAGUUUCAGUUUACGAAGAUUGAUAAGACGGCUGGCUGUUCUCCGCCGAGAAAUGAUAUAUGCACAAUCAGCCAGACGUGCAAGUACACAUUUGUGGCUUGCGUGACAGCUUCGAGUUCAUGACCAAUUGGUGGGAGGUGGAAUUAGGGCACCAAUGCGGAUGUGAAGUCUACGCUGAGAAAUUACAGCGGACGCGGAGUGUCAUCAAUCGGAACCCGACGUCUCUCCCAGGAGCGAAGAGAGAUAGAAUGGACACCGUACAGCAGAAAAUGCAGGAUACGACUCCAGGUGUAUCUCUUGUCCCAGACCUCCAUUCUCAUGUUCUAUGCGCCUGGACUAUAAAGCAGUCGUCGUCAUGAUCUACUGCCGAUAUCCAGACAAGCGUCGACGAUAGAUGGACCCUUGACUUUCGUUGUGCAGGAGUGUUCCUCAAUCUGAAGUAACAUUGGAAAGUCUCUCACGUCAGCAUCAGGUACACUGUCAAUGACGAAUUUUAG
Dissoconium aciculare CBS 342.82 is the source of this 542-nucleotide messenger RNA. RefSeq lists its product as uncharacterized. Lineage: Eukaryota; Fungi; Ascomycota; Dothideomycetes; Mycosphaerellales; Dissoconiaceae. The transcript has a single exon. The record is from RefSeq and is a predicted model, not a curated record. The coding region runs from base 105 to 404 and encodes 99 amino acids.